This is a messenger RNA of Choloepus didactylus (southern two-toed sloth), 1785 nucleotides long. It is a transcript of the gene POLR1C, whose product is annotated as RNA polymerase I and III subunit C. Gene Ontology annotation, biological process: DNA-templated transcription. The record is from RefSeq and is a predicted model, not a curated record. The coding region runs from base 664 to 1539 and encodes 291 amino acids. The transcript is spliced from 8 exons. Gene Ontology annotation, molecular function: DNA binding; protein dimerization activity. Lineage: Eukaryota; Metazoa; Chordata; Mammalia; Pilosa; Megalonychidae. Gene Ontology annotation, cellular component: RNA polymerase I complex; RNA polymerase III complex.
UGUCUGGAGAGGGUGUGAGGGCCGGACCGUGUGAGCUGAGCCUCAGAAGCUGCUCUUGGGGUUAGAGUUGUUCAUAAGACGUUUACUGAGCGUCUGUUUUCAUCCCAGCAGUGUGCUAGGUGCUGCUUGUACAAGGCCGAACCAAGCAUGGUUUCUGCCUUGUUCUGUGAACGAGAGGCUGGGGAAGAGCGCCCACAAAACAGCUGACGCAGUAUUAUGUGGCAAAGUCGGUUGAUAGCGAUAAGCAUGUGGUGGGGAUGAGGCAUCUCACAGAAGCACUUAAUUUGGACUGGGAAUGGGGAAGAGGUAUGGAAGAGUUCCUGAAGGAGAUGGCAUCUGAAUUGUCUUCGGUGAUAAGUAGAAGUUGUGAACAGUGAAAAAAUGAGGAGGUACUAAGGACAGGAGCUAGGAUGUAAGGUGGGCUGGCCUGAGUGGUAGGCAAGAUUGGAGUACGUCUUAGGCAUUGUAGGUAAUAGAGACCUUUUGAAGAGCUUUUAUGCAGACAUCAUCAGCUUUGCAACCCAGAUGGUUGGAAUUUGAGCAGGAUGAUAUGGGUCAGGCAGAUCUAUUGGAAGUGCUGAAGAUGAAGGCAUGAACUAAAACUAUGAUCAUGGAAAUAGAGCAAAGAGAAGAUAGAAGAAUUUCCGUGUGGAUGUGGUACAGAUGGAUGAAAACUCACUGGAGUUUGACAUGGUGGGAAUUGAUGCAGCCAUUGCCAAUGCUUUUCGACGCAUUCUAUUAGCUGAGGUACCAACCAUGGCUGUAGAAAAGGUCCUGGUGUACAACAACACAUCCAUUGUCCAGGAUGAGAUCCUUGCCCACCGCCUGGGACUCAUUCCUAUUCAUGCUGAUCCCCGUCUUUUUGAAUAUCGGAACCAAGGAGAUGAAGAAGGCACAGAGAUAGAUACUCUGCAGUUUCGACUGCAAGUCAGGUGCACUCGGAACCCCCAUGCUGCUAAAGAUUCCUCUGACCCCAAUGAACUCUACGUGAACCACAAAGUGUACACAAGGCACAUGACAUGGGUGCCCCUGGGAAACCAGGCUGACCUCUUCCCAGAGGGCACUAUCCGACCUGUACAUGACGACAUCCUUAUUGCCCAGCUGCGGCCCGGCCAGGAGAUUGACCUGCUCAUGCAUUGCUUUAAGGGCAUUGGCAAAGAUCAUGCCAAGUUUUCACCUGUGGCCACCGCCAGUUACAGGCUUCUGCCUGACAUCACCCUGCUUCAGCCUGUGGAAGGGGAGGCAGCAGAGGAGCUCAGGCAGUGCUUCUCACCUGGUGUCAUUGAGGUGCAUGAAGUUCAAGGUAAAAAGGUGGCUAGAGUUGCCAAUCCCCGGUUGGAUACCUUCAGCAGGGAAGUCUUCCGGAAUGAGAAGCUGAAGAAGGUUGUACGGUUGGCCCGUGUUCGGGAUCAUUAUAUUUUCUCUGUAGAGUCAACAGGGGUGUUGCCACCAGAUGUGCUGGUAAGUGAAGCCAUCAGAGUACUGAUGGGAAAGUGCCGGCGGUUCUUGGAUGAACUAGACGCAGUUCAGAUGGACUGAGAUUUGCACUGGACCUACUGGGAUGACUGGCUUUUGAUGUUCCUCAGAGGCAAGCUGAAGAUUUUGGGUCCUGACCUGCCCCCCACAGGACUGCUAUGCAGAGCCCAGUGUGACUAGGGGUCCUGAAUUUUUCUGGACCAUUCCAGCUUUAUUUCAGUCAAUACCUUUUGUUAAAUGUGCCACAAAAUGUUACUUUUAUGCCUUUGUAAGGCCUUUCAUGUAAAUAAAUUUACGUCCAAACAGAAA